GUUAACUACCUUUUAUUUUAUUUUACACAGGGAAUAAAUUAGGUCUACAUAUCGUCGUGCUUGCUCUGUUUGUUUACACUUGUUUAUUUUCAAACUCUUGAUUCUCUUACGUGACCGCAUUUUAUUUUUUUAGGUUUGUUUUGAGGGGGACAAUAAGGAGGCAAGUAACGUUUACUUGUUACUAGUCUUAGUUUCCUACCUUGGCUUCGGACACCUUUGUGUUUUAUCUUCUGUAUUGAAGUAUCUGGUGAAAGGGAACAUUUUCCACCAUGCUUGUGGAAGGUGGUGUGUUGCUUUGGGCCAGUUUCCACGGUCCAAAACUGUAAAAAACAAGGGACUUGACGACUCAACAAUCAUCAGCUGUUUCACCUGGACGUGUUGGAUACCAACGUUAAAACGACAUCAACUCAACUACUUCACUUAACUUGCUCUGUUCCAUUUGACAGCUUAUCACCCUCCUUCCCUUUAUAUAUGAUCAGUUUUGUGUCUGGGACAUUUUAGUUAACAUUUGUUCCUUUUUCGUUUCCAUCAUGUCUUGUGUUCAUUAUAAAUUCUCAUCUAAACUCAACUACGACACGGUCACUUUCGACGGUGUGAACAUCACUUUAUCCGAUCUGAAACGACAGAUUAUGGGUCGGGAGAGACUCAAAGCUGUCGACUGCGGACUACAAAUCACCAACGCACAAACUAAAGAAGAAUACAAAGACGAUGAGGCCCUGAUAUCCAAGAACUCCUCUGUCAUCAUCAGAAGAAUACCCAUCGGCGGAGUGAAGGCUACAAGCAAGACGUAUAACAUUGAUCGUUCUUCAGAACACAACCUCCCCGUUCAGAACUACCCCGUUGGAUCCUCCAAAAUUGAUGAUCAUGCUGCAUCUAUAUCACUGGCCCAACUCUCAAAGACGGGGAACCUGGCGGAGGCCAACGCCUCGGAGGACGACAAGAUCAGAGCCAUGAUGUCACAGUCCAACCACGAGUACGACCCCAUACAUUAUGUGAAGAAGUUGACGGGUCCCCCUCCAGCCAACUACACCUGUUAUCGCUGUGGGAAGAACGGACACCACAUCAGGAACUGUCCUACCAACGGGAAGGAGAAAGGGUUUGAGCCGCCCCAGAGGAUCAAGAAGAGCACCGGGAUCCCCCGGUCCUUCAUGAAGGAGGUGGACGACCCGUCUAUAAAGGGGGCCAUGCUGACCAACACCGGCCGCUACGCCGUCCCUACUAUAGACGCUGAGGCCUACGCUUUAGGUAAGAAGGAGAGGCCUCCGUUCGUCCCCAGGGACCAGUCCAGUUCCGAGGAGGACGAGGACCCGGUCCCUGAUGAGCUGCUCUGUCUGCUGUGUAAAGACCUGAUGACUGACGCUGUGGUCAUACCCUGCUGCGGCAACUCCUACUGCGACGACUGUAUCCGUACGUCUCUGCUGGAGUCAGAGGAACAUGUUUGUCCCACCUGUAGCCAAUCGAAUGUCUCCCCUGACGCCCUCAUAGCCAAUAAGUUCCUACGCCAGGCGGUAAAUAACUUUAAGAACGAGACCGGUUACACCAACCGCAUGAUGACGAGAGUAGCCCAGCCCCCCGUCGUCCCCACCCCUCCUCUCCAGCCUCAAUCCCGCCCUCAGUGCCCGCUCCAGCCUAUCAGGAGCCAGCAGGACCCUCUCAUGCCCCGCCCUCCAGCCUUAGACACGCCACCAUUGGCUCAGCAGCAGCAGCAGGUUGGCCCGCCCCUCAGCCCCUCAGGUCGUGGCAGGAACCAUAGCGACCGCGCCCCUCCCUCCCAGCCUCUGCCGCCCUCCAACGUGCCACCCCCUCUCUACAACCCUCCCUCCAUUUUCUCCUCCCCUCUCCCCCAUCCGCCAGGUGUCAUACCCCCCACUACCCGCCUCCCCACUUCCCCCCCCGGGCAACAGCCCCCCUCCAGCUUCUCCCUGCCCCCUCCUGGCUACACCCCCACCCCAGGAGUCACCAACCCCCCUGGGCGCCCCCAACACCCAGCCCCCCUCACCGGGAAGCCAAUCCCCUCUUCCUUCCUGUCCAAGGAUGAGUUCUACAGACAACAGAAGAGACUGAAGGAUAACUCCCACUGUCGCUACGGUAACCGGGAAAAGUCCAAGCUGGAUGAGUUCACGAACGACUUCGCCAAAGAGCUGCUAGAGUACAGAAAGAUCCAGAAGGAGAGGAGACAGCGCUCUUAUUCCAGGUCCAGGUCUUCCUACAGUAGCUCAUCCUACUCCAAAUCCCGUUCCCGUUCUCGUUCAUACUCCCGUUCCUCCAGUCGUUCCAGAUCCCGUUCCAGGUCCCGUUCCAGAUCCCGUUCCAGGUCUUACUCCCGCUCCUCUCCGUACUCCCGCCGCCGCGGACGACCUCGCGGCUACCGCUCCCGUUCCCGUGGCUACCGCCGAUCGCGCUCGCCGCCGCCUUUCAGGGACCGAGACGGUGCGGGACGGGGUAGAGGACGGGGACGAGGUUACCGGUCACGCUCUAAAUCACCUGGCCAAGGUGGGUACCGAACCCACACUCCUCCACCCCCAAGCUCCAGGAAACCUGUCGUCGCUGGGCCUCCACCGGAAGGUGAGAGGAAAUACCCGGGCCGGAUCCGGGAGAGGGAUCGGGAGCCGGCGGCGUACGACCGUGGUCCAGAGCACAAUGACCCGUACGAGAGGGAGAGGUACCGGGAGUGGGAGAAGGAGUACAGAGAAUGGUACGAGAAAUACUUCAAAAACUACAACUCCCACGACCCUCCUCCUCCCAAUAACCCCCCUCCCUACAGGGGCCGACCCGCCUUUAGUUUCACCCCGGUGCCACCCCCAGCCGGACGAGACAGAGACCCCUUCAACCCUCCUCCACCCUCUGACUUUUACCCCUCCCCUCGACACCGCCUGGGUCGUGGAUCUUCCCCCUUCAGCCGUGAGAGGAGGCGAGGUGAAGACUAUCCCCCUCCCUCCUCAAACCCUUCCCCCAGGGGCAGGAACCAGCCAAUGACUUACCAGGAGAAGUGUGCCGAGCACUUUGGUAAUCUGCCGGUGACCCGGUCAGCCAAUCAGGAUCCUCAGACGCCGUUGAAGGUCGCUAAGGGUGACAGAGAUCCGUCGUCGAGCGUCGCCGCGACCUCCGACCUGAAAGAGCAGAAGCACAGGAAGAGGAGGAAGACUGAGCAAGGGAAAGAGGAAGAGGAGUCCUUCAGUGCAUCGGACUCUACGGACGACGCUCGGAAAGAAGAGGAGGAGAAGAAGAAGAGAACCAGGAGUACUCCCGUUGGUUCGUCAAGCCAUGAUGACUCCACCCCCGUACGGGACGAGCCAAUAGACAGCGACUCCUCAGACCUAGUCCCCCCGGACAAAGCUGACAGGUGGACCAGGGACGUUAAGGAGAAGGAAGUGAGGAGAAAGAGUGACAAGGUGUAUAAACGCAGACCGGAUUCCAGAGCAGCGAGGAAAGACUCAUCGUCCAAGAGCUGGAAGACCGCAAGAGAUAGAGACGUAGAGACGGACCAGGACAAGACCGGUACAGCCCGGGAUAAGACCACCCCAGCCAGAACGGCCUACCAAGAGACUUCUCUAACAGAACCGUCAGUCAAACGGGUUAAAGAUGAAUCCAUUCCCUUCCAACCAGACACUUCCACUUCCCCCAAAGAGAGGUAGAACUCAUAUCCCCUGCACCUUUAGCAUCAGCUCCCAAACGACCUCCUCCUAAACCCCACCCAGACUCAUUCAAACCGGUUAGAACUGACCCAAACCAGUUUAAACCUGUCAGAACCGACCCAGACCAGUUCAACACAGUUCAAAUCCACCCAGACUCAUUCAAACCGGUUAGAACUGACCCAAACCGGUUUAAACCUGUCAGAACCGACCCAGACCAGUUCAACACAGUUAGAACUGACCUAAACCAGUUUAAACCAGUUAGAACCGGCCCAGACCAGUUUAAACCAGUUAGAACCGACCCAGACCAGUUCAACACAGUUAGAACUGACCUAAACCAGUUUAAACCAGUUAGAACCGACCCAGACCAGUUUAAACCGUUCAGAACCGACCUAAACCAGUUCAACACAGUUAGAACCGACCCAGACCAGUUUAAACCAGUUAGAACCGACCCAAACCAGUUUAAACCUGUCAGAACAGACCUGGACCAUUCCAGACCAGCCAAGGAGGAGCAGAGAGGGAAGAGAGAUACAGGGGUUCGGCAGGACAGGGGCUCAGGGAGAGAGGCCAAGCCCAGGAGAGAGGCUGACAACAGGCUGGGUAGAGAGCAGGAGAGAGCCUCUGGCAAAGCUCCAGACACCAAAUCUGAGAAGAGGAGGAGGAAGGAGGAGGAGGAGGAGGAAGAGGGGAAAGAGAGGAAAACAAGAAAGGAAGAGAGGAGUAUGUCUGAUAAAGAGAUGGACGUGCCCCAAAUCAAAUCUCCCAGUGUGGAGCUCACCGACACCGUAAAAACCUGCAACCUCAAACGUGACGUAGAGAAGGAGACGGAAAGAGAGGACGAGAGAGCUUCCGUAAGGCCUCUGAUGGAGAGUGGGAUGAAAGGAGGAGAAACUCAGAGGAAGAUCAAGACCAACAGAGAAGAAGGGAGGAGGACCGCUGGGGUUGUGAGCGUGGCCGGAGGAACAGAGGCAGCCAAUCAGAGCAGCUGUAUAAAGGGAAGCAAAGCCAAGAGGGUCCGUAGGGUCCUAGCGUCCGACGGACCAGGAACCGUAGUGGACUACACCAGCACCAGUCCUCCAGGGGGCAGUAGUCCUGUGUG
Messenger RNA from Salmo salar (Atlantic salmon), 4731 nucleotides. NCBI's taxonomy places the organism in Eukaryota, Metazoa, Chordata, Actinopteri, Salmoniformes, Salmonidae. The record is from RefSeq and is a predicted model, not a curated record.